Messenger RNA from Hevea brasiliensis (rubber tree), 726 nucleotides. Its product is annotated as disease resistance protein RGA2-like. The record is from RefSeq and is a predicted model, not a curated record. The coding region runs from base 1 to 726 and encodes 241 amino acids. The transcript is spliced from 3 exons. Gene Ontology annotation, molecular function: ADP binding. Gene Ontology annotation, biological process: defense response to other organism. Lineage: Eukaryota; Viridiplantae; Streptophyta; Magnoliopsida; Malpighiales; Euphorbiaceae.
AUGAUAGGAAGGGAAAAAGAUAAGGAAAAAAUGAUUGAGUCAUUGUUGAAUCCAACUGGGAAGACUGCACUUGCCCAGUUGGUGUAUAAUGAUGAAAAAGUUAAAAAUUACUUUGAAAGGAAGAUGUGGCAAUGUAUUUCUGAGGAAUUUGAUUUGAAAUUGCUUGUUAAGAAGAUCCUUGAAUGUGGAACUAAUAAUGAGGUGCCUAAUUUAUUAGGAUUAGAACAAUUGCAUAUUCGCCUUAAAGAGAAUUUAGAAGGGAAGAGGUAUUUGUUGGUGUUAGAUGAUGUAUGGAAUGAAGAUCAGAAAAAAUGGGAUGAUUUGAAAGCUUACUUGUUGAUGGGUGCCCCAGGGAGUAAAAUUUUAUUCACCACUCGUAGCACAAGAGUUGCAUUAGUCAUGGGUGUGGAUUCCCCAUAUGUUUUGCAAGGUCUAGCAGACAAUGAGGCUUGGGAUUUAUUUGACAAAUUAGCAUUUGGAGAGGGGCAUGGUGUAGUGAUGAAUCCCAACCUAAUAAAAAUUGGAAAAGAGAUGGUAAAGAAAUGUAAAGGAGUUCCACUUGCAAUAAGGAGUUUAGGAAGCCUCAUGCAUUUGAAAACUAAAGAGAUUCACGAAUUUGAUAAAGAAACAUUGAUUCGUUUGUGGAUAGCACAAAGAUACAUUGUUUGUUCAAGUAAGGAUGAUGAUUUAGAGGAUAUUGGAGAUCAAUACUUCAAUGAAUUAUAA